Molecule: messenger RNA, 657 nt
Organism: Emiliania huxleyi CCMP1516
Lineage: Eukaryota; Haptophyta; Isochrysidales; Noelaerhabdaceae
Exons: 4
Coding region: 1-657 (218 amino acids)
Cellular component (GO): nucleus; cytosol
Molecular function (GO): protein serine/threonine phosphatase activity
Source: RefSeq, a predicted model, not a curated record
AUGCAGCUGCUGCUGUGGGCGCGGCAGCACUUCAGCAACGUCGGCAACAUCGUCGACAUCUCCAUCGCGCAGGGGCGGGUGGUUGUGGUGGGCGACACGCACGGGCAGCUGGCAGACUUUUGCUGGCUGCUCCGCUCGCACGGGCCGCCAACCCUCGAGAACGUCUACCUGAUCAACGGCGACGUGGACGUCUUCAACCUGCUGCCGCUCGCCACGCGAGUCAACUCGGAGGUCCUCGUCCUGCACGGCGGCCUCUCCCGAACCAACUCGGCCACGCUCGCCCAGAUCUCCGCAAUUGACCGGCGGCGGCCGAUCCCCGUCGCGCCCGUCAACGCCGAGGACAUGCUCUUCUUCGAUUUGAUGUGGGCGGACCCGCGCGCCGUCGACGGCGUCGGCCUCUCCGCAGUGCGCGGGGCCGGCUGCGCCACCUUCGGACCCGACAUCACGCGCCGUUUCUGCGAGAUCAACCGGCUACGGAUGGUCAUACGCUCGCACGAGGUGCCAAAGUCGCUCUCGGGCGUGCAGGUGCAGCACGCCGGGCGACUCGUCACCAUCUUCUCCGCCUCAAGCUCUAACCUCGACACCACGCUGACGUCGAGCACAAUCUCGUGGAGCCCGGGCACCGCCCACCGCUCGAUGGAGGAGGACGACACUUAG